Messenger RNA from Serendipita indica DSM 11827, 849 nucleotides. The record is from the annotation of a GenBank genome assembly. Lineage: Eukaryota; Fungi; Basidiomycota; Agaricomycetes; Sebacinales; Serendipitaceae.
AUGGUCUCCAUCCAACCAGCUUCCAGCGAAGGGCAUGCACCCCAGGGUGAACCUCUUGAUCUACAGCCCCCACAAGCAAAUCUCCCCGCAGUCCAGAUUGGGUCGCCCCUACAGGUGGCUGCUCCCGCUCAGGAAGAGGACGAAGUAAUUGUCAACCUCGUGGAAGACUUUAUCCGGCGUGAAAGUAGCAUCAUGCAAGGUCCUCUCGGUGCUCAUCUAAAGCGUUCGCUAGUCCAGAAGGUGCUCAAGCAGCGAGCUGUUUCUCAAUUUGUCCGCAUAGUGCCCUUGGCAGAACGAACCCGUGUUUCACACAGGAUUUUCAACCGCAGCGAUGCAUUGACCUUCUUCAGCCUUACUGCCCGAUACGAUCGUAACUGGACUAUCUCCUUCUUGAUUCAGGCGUUCACUCUUAUCUCAACAACUGCGCAGGCGAUCCUGAGAAAGGACAGCAUUGAUAGAUCUAUUGAUAGCUGGAAAGCGAAGGAUACUGCAUUUGGUGCUGCCGCUGGAGCACUCGGUGGGGCUGCUUCCUUGUUGGCAGGAGAAGCGCUUGCAUUUGCAGGCUUCACUGUGACCGGUGUGGCAUCAGGUAGUAUGGCCGCGCUAUGGCAAAGCGCAAUUGGUAACGUCGCUGCCAAUAGCCUUUUUGCGACCUGCCAGAGUCUUGGUGCGACAGCUGCACUCAGCGGGCCCCUCGCAUGGGGUGCGUGUGGCGGGGCGGUUCUAGGAUAUGUAACGUACAAAGCCGUGACAGCCCCAACAUCCGAUCAAGUCUUAGAGAAGCUUCUCGACGAUGUCUACAAUGAUGAGAAGAAACGAGAAAUGUUCUGGAACAGGAUUAAUGUUUGA